Microdochium trichocladiopsis is the source of this 924-nucleotide messenger RNA. RefSeq lists its product as uncharacterized. The record is from RefSeq and is a predicted model, not a curated record. The coding region runs from base 1 to 924 and encodes 307 amino acids. The transcript has 4 exons. Lineage: Eukaryota; Fungi; Ascomycota; Sordariomycetes; Xylariales; Microdochiaceae.
AUGGAGAAAACUGUACAGGAAUCAGCGUUGACCCUUGCUCCCAUGCGGCGGCCCCUGGCCCUCCAGGCAUUGACAGCAGCAGCAGCAGUAGCGAUGCUAGCCACCGCUACUCUUUCCACGAACUUUGGUCCCUCCGGCGUUUCUGCUGCUGCGGUCAAGAUUGCUGCUGCUGCAGAAGCACUAGCAGCAGUAGCCGAAGCAGAAGUAGCGGCACCCUGCCCACGAGCCGAUGCCACACCCACAGCCCGCCCGAAAGCAAUCGUAUACCGCGGCCCAGCCUCUUCAGAGGGCUGCCCGGAAGCCAUCGCCAACCUCCUCGGCAACGGCUCCACCAGCACCACCACCACCACCACCUUUGACGUCAUCUUUGCCGGGCCCAACGAGCCGCUCGACGUGACCCCCGAGACCCUGCGCGGCGCGGCGCUCUACGCGCACGGCGGGGGUCCCGACCUGGACGAAGCGUACGACCUGACGAGGCAGUAUGAGGACGCGAUAAGGGAGUUUGUCGGCGUUGGGGGUGGGACGUAUCUCGGUUUCUGCCUUGGUGCGUAUCUCGCGGGUGGUGCUGGGGAGAGAGGUGGCGGAUAUGGGCUGCUUCCGCCCGAGGACGGCGUUGUUGUCGACGGUCUGAAGUUUACGGGUGGUGAUGGUGACGGGGAAGUCGUGGGUGGCGGAAGGGUGUUGGGGCGGUACUCGGCGAAUGGAGAUGUUGCUGCUGCGGUGCUGCCAUUCGGGAAGGGCUGGGUUGGACUGGUUGGGCCGCAUCCCGAGGCCGAUCAGAGCUGGUUCUGCGCUAAGAGUCCUACACUUCACACACUGACCAAUCUUCGUGCGGAGUCUGCGGCAGAACGUCGAUCAGGCUCACCACAAGUAGUCUGGCAGAGUCAUAUUCACUCCCAAGCUGCCUUGUGCUCCUUUCCGUAG